AUGGAGCUUGGCGAUGAGGCGUGGCGGAGGCAGCACCUUCCUCCGUUUCUCUUUUCUCUCUCGAAUGUUGUCGACAAUGGAGCUUUGGCGACGAGGCGUGGCGGUAGCAGCACCUUCCUCAGUUUCUCUUUUUUCUCUCGACUGUGCUUGGCUCGCCAGGCCGACAUUAGGCGGGACGGGAGAGAAAUUCAGGAUUGCCUCACUAGGCAGGGCAGAGUGGGCCAGAUCAAUAGAUGGUGGGUUUUUGGUGGUGCAGACGGGCUUUCCUAUUUGCCACCCCUAGCCGCGAAUUUCAUGUCUCAUUUCAAAUAUGUCGAGGGUAAGCGAUAUCUCAUAAAUGCUACUUAUAGUCCAAACAAGGCAGGGUAUCGGUACAUGCAUGCAUUGAGAGAACAAAGAUCACCACUGUGGCACAAUAUGAGGAAAUUAAAAGGGAAAAAGAAGUUCAUGACUAUAAAAAUUGACUUCGAAAAGGCGUAUGACCGGUUGAAGUGGAGCUUCAUUGAAAAGGUUUUGGAGGAGUUUGGAGUUCCAGACCAAUUGAAAAAUAUUAUUCUCUGUUGUGUGUCUUCUAUUUCUUACAAAAUCCUGUGGAACGGGUGUAAGACGGAGGCUUUUUUGCCAACUCGAGGAAUUAGACAAGGUGAUCCGAUGUCACCCUAUCUCUUUGUUAUGGCUAUGGAGAAACUCUCUCACUUGAUUGAAGAAAAUGUUGUGCGAAGCGACUGGGAGCCUAUGAGAGUGGGUCGGGAAGGGCCAUCAAUUUCUCACCUUCUCUUCGCAGACGACCUGUUGCUUUUUGCUGAGGCUUCCACUCAACAAAUAGAUAAUAUUGGGAGAGUCCUUGAUCUUUUUUGCACUGUGUCAGGAUUAAAGAUAAAUCAAGCAAAAACAACCAUAUCCUUUUCCAAAAAUGUGGAACAAAGCCUGAAGGAUAAUAUCACUAACAAAUGCAAUUUCAAGGAAACUGUCGAGCUGGGAAAAUACCUGGGUGCUAUGAUUACCAAUGGAAAAACGCAGAAAAGAGAUUUCAGGGGAGCAGUAGAACGGGUCAAGAAGAAACUCAGUGGGUGGAAAGUAGGUUGCUUGUCUUUCGCUGGUAGAGUUACUCUGGCUCAAUCUGUGUUAACUCCCUCUCUGAACUAUGAUAUGAUGCAUUCCUUUAUCCCUAAAGGAGUCUGUCAAGAAAUUGAAAGAUUGCAAAGAAGGUUCAUCUGGGCAGAGAAUGCAGGAGAAAGAAAAUUUCACAACGUGGGAUGGCAUAUUUUAUGCAAACCCAAAAUCCUUGGAGGCUUGGGAUUCAAAUCUCUCUCCGUGAUGAAUGAAGCCUUCAUGCUCAAAGCUUUCUGGAGAUUAGUGGGGGAUAAUAACACUCUUUGGGCAACAGUACUACUGAAUAAAUAUGAUAAAGGGAGACAAUUUCCUGCUGAGAUGAAGGUCAAAGGCGCAGACUCUCAAUUCUGGAAAAAUCUUAAAAAGGUGAAGAUGAUCUUUGACAAGAAUACAAGCUUUUCAAUUGGUAAUGGUAAAUUGACUCGCCUUUGGGAUGAUCCUUGGGUAGAAAAUGAACCUCUUCAUGAGCACCUAACCAGUAAUCAGAUCGCUGCGGAGAUAAGAAACAUGACAGUUUUUGAAGCUAUGGAACAAAACAAUGAUUGGAACUACCCCCUUCUAAAGAAUCAUCUCCGGGAUAUCAUCAUUAACAAAAUUAGAGCUAUCCACCCUCCACUUCAAGAAGCAGGCAGAGAUCGAAUUCGGUGGAAUGCAACUCAAAAUGGAGAAUUUUCUGUUGCGAGUGCUUAUAAACUUUUAGCAGGUCAUGGGAAACCACAAGACCAAGUGUGGAAUGUGAUAUGGAAGUGGAGAGGACCCCAAAGAAUGCGGUGUUUCUUGUGGAUGACUACACACCAAAAACUCAUGACUGCAAAUAGAAGAUCAAAACUUUUGGAGCACCCCCCUUCUGCCACAGAUGCGAAGGAGUCCAAGAGACCCAUGAGCACCUGUUAA
This is a messenger RNA of Arachis stenosperma, 2007 nucleotides long. RefSeq lists its product as uncharacterized. The transcript is spliced from 3 exons. The record is from RefSeq and is a predicted model, not a curated record. The coding region runs from base 1 to 2007 and encodes 668 amino acids. Lineage: Eukaryota; Viridiplantae; Streptophyta; Magnoliopsida; Fabales; Fabaceae.